UUCUGAUAUCGAUAUAUCGCUCUAAGUUAUGGCUGAAGCUGGAGACAAAAUACCAACCCUUUCGGAGUUGUACCAAGAUUUAUGGACAACGUAUAUCUUCACAGAAAAUACAAAUGAUCCAACUUCAUCUCAGGACUAUCAAGUAAAACUCAGGCAUGGGAUACAGAGUGGAGAGAAAGCUAUACACAUGGUGAACCAACUACAUUUAUAUAGUGAUAAUGAGAAUAUAGAUGAAGUUGCCACAAAUGAAGUAAGAUACCUCCUUUUACCAGCUAUUUUGGGAUAUUUAUCAACACUUUUAAAUGUGAAGGAAAGAAUUGAAGUUGUAAAGAAAGGAAAGGAUUAUUUUACAGACUUCCUAAGGCUUUGUAAAUCAUACGAAGUAACUGAUGUUAACCUCCCACCAGACUCAACAGAGACAGGGCCUACAGGAAAAGGUCCUCCAGAUCUGAUUGCAAUGUCUAGACAAAGAGGGGAUAAGAUUAAAAAAUUCCAGGAACAAAAAGAACGAGCCAAAAAACUAAAGGAUUUAUCUGUAGAAGUAGAGAAAGAACAUGUGGACGAUGAGGUUAAGAGAGAUUAUUAUUUGACCUUAUGUCAACAUUGGGUGGAGAAGUCUUUAGAGGAAUUAGACAGCUUGAAUUGUGAAGUAACAAUGUUAAAAUUUAGAGAGCAAAGUAUACAGAAUGGACAUGAAGAACCUCCAAAACACAAAAAAGAUCCACAAAAGAAACAGGCAUUUAGACCAUUUAUCAUAACAAAGGACAUGAUACAAAAGAAAGUUUAUGGAGCAGGCUAUCCAAGUAGACCUGUUAUGACUGUGGAUGAAUUUUAUGAAGAAAGAGUAAGAGAUGGAACAUUCCAAGCACCUGGAAAUAGUCACAGUAUGCAGGAUUGGGCAAAUGACCCUGAAAGAGAUGCUCAGGCUAAAGAACAGGAGGACUCAGAAAAAGAGAAGAAAAUAGAAGAAGAUGAUGAGGAAACUUUACAAAAAGCUAGAGAUUGGGAUGAAUGGAAAGAUGAUCAUAGGAGAGGAUGGGGGAACAGAAAGAAUAUGGGAUGAACAAUCAUAAAUAGGCAUUAUAAAUUUAUUUUGAUAUGAUUUUGAGGCUUUAUUUGAACAGUAAUAAAAAAUAUUCUGAAGCUAUAGAAAAGUUUGUAAGUGCUGAAUAAUAUUAUUGUGAUAAUAUUUUCAAUAUGAUAAUAAAAUUUACAUCUGA
This is a messenger RNA of Mytilus californianus (California mussel), 1220 nucleotides long. Its product is annotated as immunoglobulin-binding protein 1-like. Gene Ontology annotation, cellular component: cytosol. NCBI's taxonomy places the organism in Eukaryota, Metazoa, Mollusca, Bivalvia, Mytilida, Mytilidae. Gene Ontology annotation, biological process: regulation of signal transduction; regulation of dephosphorylation. The transcript is spliced from 10 exons. Bases 29 to 1063 code for a protein of 344 amino acids. The record is from RefSeq and is a predicted model, not a curated record. Gene Ontology annotation, molecular function: protein phosphatase 2A binding.